Messenger RNA from Hyaloscypha bicolor E, 1900 nucleotides. RefSeq names its product malate synthase. NCBI's taxonomy places the organism in Eukaryota, Fungi, Ascomycota, Leotiomycetes, Helotiales, Hyaloscyphaceae. The record is from RefSeq and is a predicted model, not a curated record. The coding region runs from base 233 to 1861 and encodes 542 amino acids. Gene Ontology annotation, biological process: glyoxylate cycle. Gene Ontology annotation, cellular component: peroxisomal matrix; cytoplasm. The transcript is spliced from 3 exons. Gene Ontology annotation, molecular function: malate synthase activity.
CCACAAGCUGGCGUCCCCUCCACCCUGCUCUUUGGUUGCUUCUAGUCUCUGCCGAACACUUCCACAUUGCCGUGCGAGUCCCUGCCCGAUAUUAUUUCAACGGCCGUUGCUGAAUUUAGUCCCUCUCGUCUGACGUAUUGGGGACAUAUAGAUCUACACAUCCGCCCACGCGCACCACACUCUCCUCUCUCCAACAGCUGACGACUUUACGACAAUCAACAAAGUUCUCAAUAUGGCCACCACCGAAUCUAUCCUACAGGGCGUGAAUGUCUCUGGCCAAGUCACAGACUUCAACAAGAAGAUCCUCACAAAGGAUGCUCUUGCAUUCCUCGCUCUCCUCCACAGAUCCUUCAAUGGCACCCGCAAGAACCUCCUUCAGCGUCGUGUGAUCAGACAGGCGGAGCUCGACAAGGGCCAGCUGCCAGACUUCCUCCCCGAAACCAAGCACAUUCGAGAGAACGAUGCGUGGAAGGGAGCAAAGCCCGCACCGGGCUUGAUUGACCGCAGAGUGGAGAUUACUGGACCUACGGACCGCAAGAUGGUUGUGAACGCCCUGAACUCGAAUGUUUGGACAUAUAUGGCCGAUUUCGAAGAUUCGAGUGCUCCGACUUGGGACAAUAUGAUCAACGGGCAGGUCAACCUCUACGAUGCUAUCCGAAAACAGGUCGAUUUCAAGCAAGGACCGAAGGAAUAUAAGCUCCGAACAGACCGAACCCUUCCCACAUUGAUUGUUAGACCCCGAGGCUGGCACUUGGAGGAGAAGCACGUCACAGUUGAUGGCGAGCCAAUUUCUGGAAGUCUGUUCGACUUUGGUCUGUACUUCUACCACAAUGCGAAGGAGCUCAUCAAGCGAGGAACGGGACCAUAUUUCUACCUCCCAAAGAUGGAAUCACAUCUCGAAGCCCGUCUCUGGAACGACGUCUUCAACCUCGCUCAAGACACCAUCGCAAUCCCACGAGGCACUACCCGAGGAACUGUGUUGAUUGAGACAAUCCUCGCUGCUUUUGAAAUGGACGAGAUCAUUUACGAACUCCGGGAUCACAGCUCAGGAUUGAACUGCGGACGGUGGGACUACAUCUUCAGCGUGAUCAAGAAGUUCCGCCAGAACUCCAACUUCGUCCUCCCAGACCGAUCAGCCGUUACCAUGACCGUCCCCUUCAUGGACUCCUAUGUCAAGCUACUCAUCCAGACUUGCCACAGACGCCAAGUCCACGCUAUGGGUGGCAUGGCAGCCCAAAUCCCCAUCAAAGACGACAAGGCAGCCAACGACAAGGCCAUGGAAGGCGUGUACGCCGACAAGCUCCGUGAAGUCAAGGCCGGCCAUGACGGAACGUGGGUUGCUCACCCAGCACUCGCAUCGAUAGCCUCCGAAGUUUUCAACAAGCACAUGCCGACGCCCAACCAAAUGUUCAUCCGCCGCGAAGACGUCAAGAUCACGCAGAACGACCUUCUGAACAUGAAUGUCCCUGGCAAGAUUACCGAGGACGGUAUCCGCAAGAACCUGAACAUCGGGCUCGGAUACAUGGAAGGCUGGCUCCGAGGCGUUGGCUGUGUGCCCAUUAACUACUUGAUGGAGGAUGCGGCGACGGCUGAGGUGAGCCGUAGUCAGCUUUGGCAGUGGGUGAAGCAUGGUGUAUCGACUGCAGAGGGGAAGAAGGUUGAUAAGGCGUAUGCGUUGAAGUUGCUGAAGGAGCAGGCUGAUGAGCUUGCGACUAAGGGUGCGAAGGGCAAUAAGUAUCACUUGGCUGCUCAGUAUUUCUCGGGACAGGUUACUGGGGAGGAUUAUGCCGAUUUCUUGACUUCGCUUCUAUACAAUGAGAUCACCAGUGUGGGAUCCUCGUCGCCGGCCUCGAAGUUGUGAUUUUUGUAUGUUUUGAUGGCGAAAUUGGUAUUUAUGAGC